Chaetura pelagica (chimney swift) is the source of this 3282-nucleotide messenger RNA. It is a transcript of the gene CARMIL2, whose product is annotated as RGD motif, leucine rich repeats, tropomodulin domain and proline-rich containing. The record is from RefSeq and is a predicted model, not a curated record. NCBI's taxonomy places the organism in Eukaryota, Metazoa, Chordata, Aves, Apodiformes, Apodidae. Gene Ontology annotation, biological process: regulation of Arp2/3 complex-mediated actin nucleation; cell migration. Gene Ontology annotation, cellular component: lamellipodium; plasma membrane. Gene Ontology annotation, molecular function: protein binding.
AUGGCCACGUCCCCCCCGGGGGUCCCAGCUGAGCUGCAAGAGGGCAUCACUGCCUUCCUGGGGGCUCAGAAGGUCCUGCUGGUGACCAGUGUCCAGCUGCCCGUGAGAUCCAAGUACAAGGACUAUGUCUUGGUGCUGACGCCCUGGAGAGCCUACGUGGUGCUGGUGACACUGCCAGUGAGGGUGAGGAGCUCCUCAACCUUUGCUCUGGUCAGGAAAGCAUCUGGUGUCCUUUGGAGCCUGCAGGUUGUCAUAGAAACGGAGGCAGCGUCUUUCGCCUUCCGGUUCCUGUCCUUCCAGGAGCUGGAGCAGGUGGUCAUCCAUGUCACCCUGGCCCUGCAGAAGGUCUUCCCAGACUCAGAUCCUGGGACACUGCUCAAGAACUCUCCCCCCAACCUGUACCAGAGGAUCCUGCAGAUCCUGGACUCCCUGGAUGAAAUGCUGAGGAGCAGCCCCGGGCCCUGUGGGGGGUUCUCAGAGACCUACGCUGCUCUCUGUGACUACAACGGCUUCGCUUUCCGGGAGGAGAUCCAGUGGGACGUGGACAACAUCUACCACAGCCAGGACUGCCGGGAGUUCAACCUGCUGGACUUCAGCCACCUGGAGAGCAGGGAUGUGGCGCUGAGCGUGGCCGCCCUGUCCUUCAACCUGUGGUUCACCAAGCUCUCCUGCAAGGACUUCAGGCUGAACCAGGAGAUCUCGGAGCAGCUGCUCUACAUGCUCAGCAAGUCGGUGACGCUGGAGGAGCUGGUGCUGGAGAACAGUGGGUUGAAAGGUGACUUUGUGCAGAGGAUGGCCCAGGUGCUGAGCAGCCACCCCAGCUCUGUCCUGCACACCAUGAACCUGGCUGGCAACCAGCUGGAAGACAGAGGGAUCGUUGCCUUCAGCAGGCACGUGGAGAAGAGUCCCAGGGGCCUGCAGAGCCUCAGCUUGGCCAGGACGAUGCCCACGGCCAAAGGGAUGGGCACCUUGUGCAAGGCCCUGGCAGGGAACAAAGCCACCUGGUCCUCCCUCCAACACCUGGACCUCUCUGGGAACCCUGGCACCUUGGCUGGAGAGGACACUCAUCUCUUUGGGGCCCUGGUCCAUGGAUGUCACACCAGCCUCGUCCACCUAGACCUCUCCAAAAACAUCUACUCCCACAGGAGGGUGAAAACCAUCUCCCCUGACCUGAAGGAGUUCUUCAGCCAGGCCCGUGCCCUCAGGCAGGUCUCCCUGGCAGGGACCAGGCUGCCAGCAGAUGCUGUCAGGGCUGUGCUGCAGGGGCUGGCAGACAACAGCCACAUCAGGGACCUGCACCUGGACCUCAGCAGCUGUGAGCUGAGAUCUGCAGGAGCCCAAGUCAUCCAGGACCUCAUCCCUGACGCCAGCUCCAUCAGCCACCUGGACCUGUCUGACAAUGGCUUCGACCCCGACAUGGUGACUCUGGUGCUCUCCAUCGGCAGGAGCAAGUCCCUCAGACACGUGUCCCUGGGGAAGAACUUCAACAUCAAAUCCAAGGAAUUGCUCCUGGAUGUCCUGCACCGCAUCGUCCAGCUCACCCAGGAGGAUGACUGCCCUCUCCAGUCCCUGUCUGUGGCUGAAUCCCGCCUCAAACUGGGAACCAACGUCCUGCUGAGCGCCCUGGGCAGCAACACCAGCCUGGUGGCUCUGGACAUCAGUGGCAAUGCCAUGGGGGACACGGGGGCCAAGAUGUUGGCCAAGGCCCUGCAGAUCAACACCAAGCUCAGGACCGUGGUUUGGGACAGGAACAACACAAGUGCCCACGGGCUCCUGGAGGUGGCUCAAGCUUUGGAGAGGUUCUCUGGAGACCUGGAGAAAAGAGAGGGGUGGGCUGAGACCCUUGGGUGGCUCCAGGCCUGCCUGGCCAGGAACCAGCUGCGGCGCCCGCUGCCUGCCCAGACCUUCCGCCUGCAGCAGGGCUUCCUCACCACCUCCUCGGAGCAGAUGGUGAACGAGAUCUGCCUGAGCCUGCAGAAGAACCUGGACAUCCUCGGCGCCUGCCCGGGCGGGGAGGUGGAUGUCCUGGGUGCUGAGGAGGCCAUCAGGAAUGCUAACCUCUCUGUCAGCAUCCUGCCCCUGCUGCACGAGGCCGGGAACUCCCCGCACCAGAGCACCAAACUGCAGCACAAGCUGGAGAGACUCACCGAGGAAGCCUCGCGGAUCUGCAGCCAGGAGAUCCAGGCGAUCAGGCAGGCAGUGCUGGACACGGUGCAGGACCUGUGCCCGGCCGUGGUGCAGAAGGGCAGGGUGAGGGACCAGCUGCUCAGUGCCAUGGCAGAGAGGAUCUGCCUCCAGGACCACCUCAACCUCAGCACCCUGCUGGACCAGAUGGUCGCUGAUGUCUUCAGCAAGCUCAAUGAGAUCAAGCUGUCCUGCACAGCCGCCGUGGCCGACUGCAUCGCGGAUGCUCACAGGAUGGCCCUGCGGAGGAGGAACAAGCACUGCAGGAGCGUUCGGCCCACGCCGACCCUGACAAGAGGGUUGGAGGCACCUCACCUGGGUAACACGUGGGUGCCUGAGGCUCAGCAGCCCGUGGCCUGUGAGAACAGCGAGGACAGGAGCAUCACCCGCGUGGACGAGGGGCUGGAGGAAUUCUUUGCCAAGAGGCUCAUCCCACAGGAGCUGCCCCCUACAGCUCCGGAGACCCCCCCGGGCUCAGCCCCUCUGGCCCCUUCUGGCUCCCGCACCUUCAAGAAGAAAAUCGGGAAUUUUUUUGCCUUCAAGAAACCAAAGUCCAGUCGGGGCUCGAGGUGUGAAAAGGAGCCCGAGGGUGGUCCCAGGAGCCGGCGCUCGAUGCUCAGUGACAUUUUACGUGCCCCCAGCAAGGCGGGCGAGGGGAACAAACCCCUGAGUAAAUCCGAGGAGCUGGGGCUGGCGGCCGAGCCCAAAAGGCCCCCCGACUCGGCCCGCAGGAUCCGUCCCAAGUACUCCCGGGAGGGCAAGUCCCAGUCGCUCAUCUUGCUGCCCGGGGAGGAGGAGGAUGCCCUGGGGGUCAGGCAUGACAAGAGGAGGCCCUUGGAGAAGAGCGAGGCGGAGCUGCCCGGCUCCUUCGAGCAGCGCCUGCAGGUGAUGCUGCACCGCAUCGGCGUCGCCAAGGGCCCGGCCCCCGAGGGCAAGAAGCAGCAGAGCAAAGACAACGAGAUCAAGAAGGCCGGCUCAGAUGGGGACAUCGUGGACAGCUCUGCAGACUCCCCCCCCUCCCUGAAGGCCCGCACGCACUCCGUGUCCACAGAUCCAACAGUGACUGGUGGGCAGCUGAGUCCUGCCCUGCACUCAUGA